Molecule: messenger RNA, 1271 nt
Organism: Solea solea (common sole)
Lineage: Eukaryota; Metazoa; Chordata; Actinopteri; Pleuronectiformes; Soleidae
Gene: or64d1
Product: odorant receptor, family 64, subfamily D, member 1
Exons: 1
Coding region: 229-1176 (315 amino acids)
Biological process (GO): G protein-coupled receptor signaling pathway
Cellular component (GO): membrane
Molecular function (GO): olfactory receptor activity; G protein-coupled receptor activity
Source: RefSeq, a predicted model, not a curated record
GUCUGUGCCACAUACUCACACACAGUGACACUUGGCCUUGUGUAUGAAGUGGUGUGGGACUGGAGCUCAGGUUUCAACACCAGAUGGACUGAAUAGUUUGAAGCUGCUAAGAUAAAGAAAUAAAACAUUUUUCAUUUAAAUCAGCAACACAGAGGUUUGACAUUCAGAAUUUAGUAAAAAACUAAUUAAUUAUCAUUUCAUCAUUGUCAGUUUCAGUUGUGUGGCACAAUGAUGAUAGGAAAUUCGACUUUUUCUUAUUUUGUUCUUGGAGGUUACAUGCAGGUUGGAAGUUUGAGAUACUUGUAUUUCGUGUUGACUGCAGUGACAUACAUGUCUAAUGUCGUUUCCAACACAUGUGUAAUUGUGGUUAUCUGUAUGACCAGAAGUCUCCAUGAACCUAUGUACCUGUUUCUGUGCAGCCUGUUUAUAAAUGAACUGUAUGGUGGUGUAGCAUUUUUUCCAUUUCUCCUGCUUCACAUUCUCUCUGACAUUCACACUGUUCCUAUUCCUUUUUGUUUCCUGCAGAUUUUCUGCUUAUACAGUUACGUAAAUGUAGAAUUUUUGAACUUAGCCGCAAUGGCAUAUGACAGGUAUGUCGCCAUCUGCUGUCCUUUGCAGUAUCAUACUCAUAUGACAACAAGCAAGGUGUUAAUCUCUAUUUUCGUUCUAUGGUUGUACUCGUUUGCAAAAGUUCUAGUUACUGUUUUCUUAAACAUCCAAUUGACACGUUGUAGAAACAUCAUGGAUGAAGUGUAUUGCAAAAACUACUCUGUUGUUAAUUUGGCUUGUUCUGACACGACAGUGAACAACAUCUAUGGACUGUUCAGUACCGUCAUCACCAUCUUAGUCCCUCUGCUUCCCAUCCUCUUCUCCUACAUGAAGAUUCUACUGGUCUGUUUCUCUGGUUCUAAAGAGACAAGACAGAAAGCUAUCAGUACCUGUGCACCUCAGCUGGCCUCUCUGCUCAACUUCUCUUUUGCUUGUUUUAUUCAUAUACUUCAGAGUAGGAUGGUUGUAAGUGGUUUUCCCGAAGUCCUGCAGAUUUUUCUUUCUCUGUAUCAUAUGAUCAUCCAACCAAUACUGAAUCCUUUAAUGUUUGGAUUGCAAAUAUCCACAAUUCGUAACGCCUGUAAAAAUCUCUUCUGUCAUAACAAACAACACACAGAUCUGAUGUAAACAAUAAUUGAUAUAUCUUUGUCAUAUUUAAUUUAGGUUUGAUGCUUAAACAGACUGUAUAGUUUGCAUGACCUGUGUGUUUCACUGUCACUGAA